GGAAGAUGAAGGCUCUCUCCCACCAUGCAAAUGGCUGAUGCACGGAAGUAUCGGUUGAGUGUGUGACUCUUCGGACACCGCAUUGACUGCCCAGGGGGUCAGCCUCAGCCGACUGCCAGUCUGCCAGCCUGCCUCGGUCUAGGAGGGAUUAGACACUGCUAACUACACUCUUACUUCCCAUCAAUGCAACUUCCCCCCCCCUCUGGCCGUCCAGAUAUCAGCCUGUGCGUAGUGGUCUGUCUGAGUGGGAAUCACUCAUUCUUGACUACUAUUUCAGUUUACGCCCAACCUCAUUACUAUCCAUACCUUUCCAUUGCAAAAACCCCUGGCGUACUCGGUCAGAUCGUCACCAGAACCCCGUGUCGCUCCCGUCUUGUGCAGCCCUCAACCACUACCCCGCGGGACCUCGAGGCAGCCAAGACCAGCAGUCUUUUGCCUUGUGACGAUUUAACAAGAUGACUGCGGAAGAGAGCAGCUCUGCCCUAAAUGGAGAUGAAAGCCUCCACAACGACCACCCGGACGACACUAGCGAGACCUCAGCUCUUGAAUCAAGCGCCUCACAGGCUCCUGACGAACUCGCAGCCGAGCUCGACUAUUUUCGAGGUCUUCUUGAACGGAUUAUGAGGAUUGUCCGCAGUGGAGAUCCGGCGCGUGUUGCUCACUUGAUCUCCAUGAUUCGUUCCAACCCCUCUAAUACCGACAUCUACGCUCUGCUGAACAAUGAUCCUGCCACCAAUGAUAUCCCCGACGAUGAACAUGACGAAGGCCCCAUAGAAGAGAGCAAUUAGAGUGACAGCCGAGUCAUGCCUCCCAUGAAGUCAAAGUUGUGUUCGCAGAGUCGUGAUUAACUUUAUGAGUCAUGAGACACUUUCUCUUCGGCGACCCCUGGUUGACUGUAGGAUGCACGCAUGGGAAGGAGAAUGGUUGGGUGAAAUACUCUGUCACUUAGAAGUUGGUUUAGUCGACCACUAAGAAGAGAGGAUCACCCGUCCUGUUCCUUGGAAAUUAUUCCAGAUGAAGUUGCGGCUUACAGUACAAGCGCACUAUUUCAUUCCCCGAGGAUGUGGCCUAGGCGAUACCCAUGAGGACGUUGUGGCUU
Molecule: messenger RNA, 1099 nt
Organism: Aspergillus uvarum CBS 121591
Lineage: Eukaryota; Fungi; Ascomycota; Eurotiomycetes; Eurotiales; Aspergillaceae
Exons: 2
Coding region: 456-788 (110 amino acids)
Source: RefSeq, a predicted model, not a curated record